AUGUGCCAAAACAUCAUCGACUCGACGACAUUUUCGACUGUCGACGGGCGGAUCCGUUGCUUGCAUUGCCAGCAGCAUUCAACGACGCCACUCAUGGAGAAAGAGCCGACGUUUACGGUCACGACGCCCGGUCGUGCCUCGCAUGCCUCGCCAGAAUCCAGCACCACGUCUCCGUCAAUGGUGAAGCAAGCGCCUGGCAAAGAUCACACAUCUGCGCCAGAGCCAAACCCGGCCUCUUCGCCUAUCCCUAUUCCCACACAGGUACCAGCACCAGCACCAGCACCAGCACCCAUGUCAGCAUCAGCGCCGGUAUCUUCACCAGCAUCGAUGCCAGCGUUAGCACCAGUGGAUGCUCUUACGACGGACUCUGCACAAGAUUCGGUGUCUGCAACGCCCAUGGGCCUUUCAGAUGGCGGUGUCUCUCGACGCGUGUCGAACGACUCACACACCCAGGAACGCUUAUCAGAUGUGAUCCAGUCAGAAAUCUUGCAAGCGUACUAUGCGAAUCAGACGGGCCAUUCAACGCCGUCCGUGGAAGAAAGCCGGCCGCAUCGCAUGACACCUCAGCCGACAGUAUCGAGUACGAUCAGCGAUCUCUGGUCACAUACACGCUCUGUGACAGAGUCAGAGAUCCUGCGCUCAUUGUCGAUGUACGACAGUGAGUUUGAGGCGCUUAUUUCAACGCCCGACUUUGCUGCACGCCGCAGCUCCCUCUUUGGCAGUGGCCCAUCUCGGAGCCCUAUUGCCUCACUGGGGCUGUCUAGUGCCAAAGCAUCGCCGAAUCCCGACGACGAGAAUGCGUCUUCUCAGGAUCCAUCGGUGCUAUCGCCUCGCGUACCACCAGCGCCGCCGUCGCCAUCCAACGAAGUCCUUCCUGCUGCUAUCGAUGAACUAACGCAGCUGGAGCUGCAGCGGCAUCUUGCACUUGCUGAGCUGCUUGGUAUCCAAUCAGCCGCCCAGCAGUAUGAGGCUUCUGAUGACAAGUCUGUACACAACCGCGUGAAGCUGGUGCUGUCGUCGCUGAUGGCUCAUCUCGAUACUGUCAAGUGGGAAUACCGACGGGAACUCGAGUCUCUGCUUUUGACGCGACAGUCGAUCCAACAGGAACUUAAACCCAUGCUCCAAGUGCACUCGACUCUGAUGCAGGAGUCGCAGGCCUUGGCCGAACGCAUCGAUGCUAUGACUGCUCAUCUCUCUAGUCUUGAACUCUCGGAAUCAUCAUCCUCUUUGCAACCCGUCAUGCGUACGUCACCGUCAACGUCGUCGUUGACGUCCUCCCUCCCGCUUGCACCAGCAGCAGCAGCAGCACCACCACCACCACCACUUCCACCGAGAUCUGUCUCGCCCAGUCGCACUCAGCCUUGGCAUGUGUCUGCGCCUGGCGGGGACGAUGUCCGCCAUGUCGAUGCCGAGUCACUUCCAGCGGCCGCUUCCGCAGCGGGAAGCGGCGCGGCAGCCCGUCCAGGAAGGAGUCCCCGGGGACGCACCGGCAAAACGUCAACGGACCCAGUCUCAAUCCCGAACCACGGCGCAUCUGAUCGCCCUGUUGCGUCGGACCUCUCGGUCCAUGACACGUCCCUGUCCGACUGGUCGCCUCAUGUCACUUCCCCACCCUUGCCAGCGCGGAGUCCUCGGCCCAGCUUGGAAGAGCCACGACCGCUCUUUUCCUCCUUGUCCUCUUCUGCUCGUCCAUCACCACAGCAUGAGCAGCAUGCGCCCUUCUUCGCCCCAUCCUCGGCGCCUACAUCGAGCUAUGGCGACACACCUUUGCGAACCAGCGCUGGCUCACCUGUGUCCGUCAUGUCCGUGCCGUCGUCAGCCUCUGUGCACCCUGAUCCUGAGGGAUCAGCUCAUGUGCAGCAGCCUGCUUCCCAAGAACACGCCGCACAGCGACCGUCUCACAGUCGCUCCCACUCGGCGCAAGUACAUCUCUCCAGCUCGUUAUCGUCGCACGCGCCCAAGUCAGGUGGGUCGCCCGAGCUCCCGGAGCAAGAACUGCCCACGUCACCCGAUCUGCCGCCGCUGCCGCCUGUAUCACCCAUGGCCACUGGCGAUGGGCAACUCCCCCCCGACGUAUCUGGCUCUGUAUCCAAUCAGGGCGAUCCCAGCUUGUCGUUUUCCUCCGCUCAUACAAUGGGCUCUGGCCCUUCGAGUGCGCCGUCGUCGAUAUCAUCCUACACGCCUGAAACGUACACUCCGACGGUAAAUGCGACGCCUGUGUCCGCAGCCGCGAUGGACACUUUACCGUCUGCUUCUCCCGCGCCGCCGGCCCCUUCCGCCGGCCCACAGACGGUGCGGCGCGAUGCAUCUCUUCCACCGCUGCCUUCGCCACGCAAGUUCCGCUGGAUCAAGCCACGCAUCCCUGCCGCGUCGGAACUGAACGCGCUCAGCGGGACACUCCUGCUACCUGCCCAUGAGCUUGCGCGAACGCCCAAAGGCGCCUCUUCGCCAUCAUAUGUGCUGAACAAUGCGUCGACGCCCAAGGCCGAUACGCCGCCAUACCAGGCGGGCAGGCGUGUAAAUGACGUGCAUCCUCCCGGCACCUCGUCACCUGCCGUCUCGUACAAACCCGCGCGGGAUAUGCAGCCACCUCCUGUCCCUGCACGUCGCGUUACAUCGCCUCCGCCGCAGCCAUCGGCAUCGUCUGCCGCGGCGACAACGGCGCAUCCGCCGUUGUCCUCCUCAUCUCCCUCGACCUCAGCGCUGUCAUUCUCAUCGCCACGUGUGCUGCCCAUGUCGCGACCCGGGUCGAAGAACUCCAUGAUGGGCCGGUCGCUCAUCGAGGAGGUCGAGCUGGAGGGAACCGCAGUGCCUGCGCUCGUCAGUCACUGUGUGGUUGCGAUCGAAGCGAAUGGCCUUGAGGACGAGGGUCUGUACCGCAAGUCAGGCAGCUCGCAGCAGCAGCGACAAAUCAUCCAGCUCUUUGAUAGCGGGAGUUCGUUUGAUUUAUGCGAUCUUGAUCAGUUCAACGAUGUGUCGGCCAUCGCAGGUGUGCUAAAGAGCUACUUGCGCGAGCUACCAGACCCCCUCAUUCCUUACGAAUCUCUCUCUAGCUUUGUCGAGCUGGCGGAGAAACCUGGCGCUCUUUCUAUCGCAUCGAUGCGCUCCCUUCUGAGUCAGCUUCCUGUUCCUCACUACGAGACGCUGCGCCGCUUGUGCGUGCAUCUCCGUGUCAUCCAUGAUCACAAUACAUCAACUAGGAUGACUGCACGCAAUUUGGGCAUCGUUUUUGGACGUGCGUAUCUUUUUUGUCAUGCCUAUCUCCCGCUGACCGUUCACAGCUACCAUCAUGCAUUCCAAAGAGCCAGCGAUGGAACUCAUUGA
Molecule: messenger RNA, 3324 nt
Organism: Malassezia globosa CBS 7966
Lineage: Eukaryota; Fungi; Basidiomycota; Malasseziomycetes; Malasseziales; Malasseziaceae
Exons: 1
Coding region: 1-3324 (1107 amino acids)
Biological process (GO): regulation of GTPase activity; signal transduction
Cellular component (GO): cytoplasm
Source: RefSeq, a predicted model, not a curated record